Molecule: messenger RNA, 1371 nt
Organism: Acanthoscelides obtectus
Lineage: Eukaryota; Metazoa; Arthropoda; Insecta; Coleoptera; Chrysomelidae
Source: the annotation of a GenBank genome assembly
AUGUCAUUCCUAAGGAUUGGGGCCACUAUUCCAGAGUAUAGUCAUAUACUCAGCUUCAGACGUCAAGUAUACAUAGCUCCCACCGAAAGUACCAUACCAGAAUCCUUGGUGAUUAGUCAUGAAGGGUUGUCAUAUCGCAUAUUCUUAUCAUUGGACAGCCAAAAAUGUUUCAAGUGCAACCAAUCAGGACACAUAGCCAACAAUUGCAGAUCUACAUCCCAACCAUCGACCUCAAACAUGGAUGAUACCGUCCUUCCCUCAUCCUCAGUAAAACCCAAUAAUAACAUGUCUAGCAGUAUUCAACUGGAACCCACUAUCACACAGGCAGCCGAAGUUCGACAGACACAACUGCCAAUCUUAACUGAAGAAUCUCCUAACAGACAGACCAUAUCCACUCCACAACCAAUAUUGAGUCAAAGCAAAGAACUUAACAUAGAAAUGCCACCUACUCCAUCCGUAGCAACCACCGACGAUGGCAGCAACACAGGCAAAAGAAGUUUUUCAACAAUUGUUACCCCAACAUCAGAUGUUGAAACCUCAUCAACUCCAACCUCCGGACCGACCUUUAUAAAGCCAGCUAAAGCAUCAUUACAAUCUCCCAUGUCAUUCCUAAGGAUUGGGGCCACUAUUCCAGAGUAUAGUCAUAUACUCAGCUUCAGACGUCAAGUAUACAUAGCUCCCACCGAAAGUACCAUACCAGAAUCCUUGGUGAUUAGUCAUGAAGGGUUGUCAUAUCGCAUAUUCUUAUCAUUGGACAGCCAAAAAUGUUUCAAGUGCAACCAAUCAGGACACAUAGCCAACAAUUGCAGAUCUACAUCCCAACCAUCGACCUCAAACAUGGAUGAUACCGUCCUUCCCUCAUCCUCAGUAAAACCCAAUAAUAACAUGUCUAGCAGUAUUCAACUGGAACCCACUAUCACACAGGCAGCCGAAGUUCGACAGACACAACUGCCAAUCUUAACUGAAGAAUCUCCUAACAGACAGACCAUAUCCACUCCACAACCAAUAUUGAGUCAAAGCAAAGAACUUAACAUAGAAAUGCCACCUACUCCAUCCGUAGCAACCACCGACCAUGCCAGCAACACAGGCAAAAGAAGUUUUUCAACAAUUGUUACCCCAACAUCAGAUGUUGAAACCUCAUCAACUCCAACCUCCGGACCGACCUUUAUAAAGCCAGCUAAAGCAUCAGUGAAAAAACCAAAAAUAGACUCCCAGCAAGCAGUUAUUUCAGAUCAAGCCUACGAACCAGCCAAACGUUUUAUAGACACAAACCAAGACCUUCUAGUAUUAAAUUCUAUCCAGAUGAAAAGUCUCUUAGAAAAUGUGCACGGAACCCAGAACGUUAUAUCAGUAGUAAACGAAUACACCUAA